Messenger RNA from Aricia agestis (brown argus), 1130 nucleotides. Its product is annotated as D-3-phosphoglycerate dehydrogenase. NCBI's taxonomy places the organism in Eukaryota, Metazoa, Arthropoda, Insecta, Lepidoptera, Lycaenidae. The transcript has 9 exons. Gene Ontology annotation, molecular function: phosphoglycerate dehydrogenase activity; NAD binding. The coding region runs from base 16 to 1080 and encodes 354 amino acids. The record is from RefSeq and is a predicted model, not a curated record.
AUUGACGCCAGAUUGAUGACUCAAAAUCGGACGAGUGUAGUCGGCAUACACAGGAGCAGACACCGGCAAACCACGAGCAACGACACACUAUCCAAAAUGGUCAACAUCAAAUCAGUUCUAAUCGUGGAUGGAGUAGGGGCUAACUGCGAGGAGAUCCUCAAAGCGCACGGCAUCAAAGUCACCGCUAUACCCAAGAUAUCUAAGGAGGAGCUAAUCAAAGAGAUCCCGACCCACGAAGCACUGGUGGUGCGUUCAGCGUCGAAGGUGACCGCCGAGGUUCUGGCUGCCGGCAGAAGGCUGCGCGUGGUCGGCCGCGCCGGUGCCGGCUGCGACAACAUCGACAUCGACGCUGCCCAGGAACGAGGAAUUGCUGUCAUUAAUGCUCCAGGCGCGAACGCGAUGAGCGCGUGCGAGCUAACCUGCGGGCUGGCGGUGGCGUUGGCUCGUCACGUGGUGGCUGCCGGGUCGGCACUCCGGGCCGGGCGCUGGGAGAGGGCCCAGCACACCGGUACAGAGCUGUACGGCAAGACCCUGGCGGUGCUCGGCCUUGGACGAGUGGGCAGGGAGGUCGCCAAGCGCAUGCACGCUUUUGGCAUGAAGGUGAUCGGCUUCGACCCGUACGUGUCGGCAGCUCAGUGCGCCGAAUUCCACACCGAGAAGAAGGACAAGUUGCAGGAGAUCUGGCCGCUGGCGGACUACAUCACGCUCCACAUGCCCCUCAUGGACUCCACCAAAAACUUCAUCAACACUCGGUCCCUGAGUCAGUGCAAGAAGGGUGUCAAGAUCAUCAACGUCGGCCGCGGAGGUCUUAUCGACGAGAAGGAAUUUCUUGAAGCGCUGAAGAGCGGACAGGUGGGCGGCGCAGCCUUAGAUGUGUUCGAGCAGGAGCCCCCUACCAACCCCCUCACUCUGGAGAUCAUCCAGCACCCCACCGUCCUGGCCACACCACAUCUAGGUGCAUCGACGAAGGAGGCUCAGGUGCGAGUGGGACAGGAGAUAGCUGAACAGCUGGUGAACAUUGCCAAGCCAAACACCUUCGCCGUGCCGCUCGCUGAAGUGACCCGCGUACUCAACAAAUGAUCAAAUUACUAUAACAACUGCUUUUAUAUUAUUAUAAGUUUAUUUUUAUA